This is a messenger RNA of Pelobates cultripes (western spadefoot toad), 652 nucleotides long. The record is from the annotation of a GenBank genome assembly. Lineage: Eukaryota; Metazoa; Chordata; Amphibia; Anura; Pelobatidae.
AUGGGAAGGUGUGCCUUCCCCGCUCCCCACCCCCAUUGUUCUCCAGCAGGGCGUUGUCCCAGGGACCCUGCCAGACCAGUUGGAACUGACUGAUUUGUCCCUCCUCGGUCAAAAACUUCCCAGUAUAUACCAGCGUUUGUGGGACCAAGCAGCCCAACGGAGGUCGCUUCUGGGGGAGCAACACAGUACUGAGCGGGUAAGAUGCCUGCAAUCCCUAGUAGAACGGGAACUGAUACUGGAUAAUAUCUACCGGGAGCUGUGGUGGCACGCAAUACAACAGGAUGUCUGGCUGUCGGAGGGGGCUUCGCCGGAAGGGAAGGACUAUGGUGGCCUCGGUCUGGUAUGGAGGGCCCUUGAGGAGGACAAUGAUUUCGGCAGUCCUACCCAGUCACGCUACUGGGCCAUUUAUGCCCACCGGAAUGCUGUGCUGCAGUAUCCCUCACUCCAGGGAUUGGGACCUGACCUUGCCCGUCUGUCUGCAAUGGAGUUGGAAAUCAAAAGAGAUUAUGUGGAGCUACUCAACGCAGUUCAGUCACCAGGCAGUGGCGCAGAACAGGAGAUCUGGAUGACAUCCCCAGACCUGCCACCUUACAGCUGGGAAGAUCCAGAAGGGGACCGCGGUGAAUGCAUUCACUACCAGCUGAAAAAGUAG